Molecule: messenger RNA, 672 nt
Organism: Rotaria socialis
Lineage: Eukaryota; Metazoa; Rotifera; Eurotatoria; Philodinida; Philodinidae
Source: the annotation of a GenBank genome assembly
AUGGAUCGUCUUGCACUUUUUCAAUUCGGUUUACUUUUACUAGCUGUGCCGUUACAAUAUUUCAUAUUAAUGAAAUGGUCUUCCAAAGAUAUUGAACAAGCCCAAGCGAUGAAUAAAAUUACAAAUCAAAUUAAUCAAAUGUUUCAUUAUUUAUCUCCAAGUACAUGGUUUAAUUGGUUCAUUAGUUUUGUUAUUGAAGUGCCACUUGGAUUUAACCCACUUUUACAUAGGCGUACAUGGAGACGUGGGAUUGAGUCUCCUGCUACAGAAGUUUACCAUGUCAGAGAAAAAUAUGGAUAUUUUGCGACAUCACCAGCGAUUCGAUCCUAUCGAUCUGAAUAUGUUCAAUAUCGAGUUGGUCAAGUUAUUCGACAUAAACUCUAUGGUUAUCGUGCCGUAAUUAUUGGUUGGGAUGAAAUAGCUUCUGCGCCAGACCAAUGGCUCGAUGAACACCAUCAAGAUCAUCCAGAAUAUAGAAAACAACCCAAUUACUCAGUAUUACUUGAUACAAGAGAUCGACAUGCUCAUAAAACUUAUAUACCACAAGAACAUAUUGAAGUUAUCAAACAUACAAAGAUCGUCAAUGCCCAAUGGAGCGAAUAUUUUACUCACUUUGAUGGUGUUCAAUAUAUAAUGCAACCGUGGCUACAAGAGCAAUAUCCCAAAGAUUGA